Messenger RNA from Oryza brachyantha (malo sina), 2132 nucleotides. Its product is annotated as probable aspartyl protease At4g16563. Lineage: Eukaryota; Viridiplantae; Streptophyta; Magnoliopsida; Poales; Poaceae. Gene Ontology annotation, biological process: proteolysis. The record is from RefSeq and is a predicted model, not a curated record. The transcript has a single exon. Bases 220 to 1653 code for a protein of 477 amino acids. Gene Ontology annotation, cellular component: extracellular region. Gene Ontology annotation, molecular function: aspartic-type endopeptidase activity.
UAAUACGUUAUGGUGUGAAAUCGCACGCGUCGCCCAUUUCUUCUGGCGCGCCCGUGAUCAAACAGCUAGCGCCAAUCAAAUCCAUGAACCGCCCGCGUCGGCCCCAACCCCAGGCCAUCUCCACCAACACAACAAGCGAAGCACAUAUGAUAUGCCAAACCCCUCCCUCCAAUACAAAUUAUCUAUCAACUCCUCUGCAUUGCUGAUCAACGCCACGCCAUGGCUCCGCCGCUGCUCCUCUCGCUGCUGCUUCUCUUCCCCGUCCUCUCCACCGCCACCACCGUGCCGCUCUUCCGCAACUUCCCGCCCGUCCCGGACACCGACCACCACCACCCGCUCUCCCGCCUCGCCGCCGCCUCCCUCGCCCGCGCCGCGCACCUCACCCGCCCACGCCAGGGCCCCGCGCCGGCCGUCCGCGCCUCGCUCUACCCGCACUCCUACGGCGGCUACGCCUUCAUCGUCUCCCUCGGCACGCCGCCGCAGCCCCUCCCCGUCCUCCUCGACACCGGCAGCCACCUCUCCUGGGUGCCAUGCACCUCCUCCUACCAGUGCCGCAACUGCUCCUCCCUCUCCGCCUCCCCCGUCCACGUCUUCCACCCCAAGAACUCCACCUCCUCCCGCCUCAUCGGCUGCCGGAACCCCUCCUGCCUCUGGAUCCACUCUCCCGACCACCUCUCCGACUGCCGCGCCUCCUCCUCCUCCUGCGCCGGCGCCAACUGCACCCGGAACAACAACAACGUCUGCCCGCCCUACCUCGUCGUCUACGGCUCCGGCUCCACCGCCGGCCUGCUCAUCUCCGACACGCUGCGCACGCCUGGCCGUGCCGUCAGGAACUUCGUCGUCGGCUGCAGCCUCGCGUCCGUGCACCAGCCGCCGUCCGGCCUCGCCGGUUUCGGCCGUGGCGCGCCGUCUGUGCCAUCACAGCUGGGGCUCAGUAAGUUCUCCUACUGCCUCCUGUCUCGCCGGUUCGACGACAACGCCGCCGUCAGCGGCGAGCUCAUCCUCGGCGGCGCGAGCGGCAAAGACGGCGGGAGCGGGAUGCAAUACGUCCCGUUGGCUCGGAGCGCGAGCGCCAGGCCACCGUACUCCGUCUACUACUACCUGGCUCUGAGCGCCAUCUCGGUGGGCGGGAAGAACGUGCAGCUGCCGGAGAGGGCGUUCGUCGCCGGGGCGACCGGAGGAGGCGCCAUCGUCGACUCCGGCACGACGUUCACCUACUUCGACCGGACAGUGUUCGAGCCGGUGGCGGCAGCAGUGGUCGCGGCUGUGGGAGGGAGGUACAUCCGGUCGAAGGUGGUGGAGGAAGGCCUCGGCAUGAGCCCCUGCUUCGCGAUGCCGCCGGGGACGAAGACGAUGGAGCUACCAGAGCUGUCCCUCCACUUCAAAGGCGGCUCCGUGAUGAACCUCCCCGUCGAGAACUACUUCGUCGUGGCCGGACCCGCUCCGAGCGCCGGCGCUCCAGCAAUGGCCGAGGCCAUCUGCCUUGCCGUGGUGAGCGAUGUCCCGACCAGCUCAGGCGGCGCCGGGGUCCCCGGCGGCGGGCCGGCGAUCAUUUUUGGGAGUUUCCAGCAGCAGAACUACUACAUCGAGUACGAUCUGCAGAAUGAGAGGCUCGGGUUCCGGCGCCAGCAAUGCGCGUCGUCGUCGUCGUAAGCUCUGCUCCGGUAGUCCGUCCAUCCAUCGCAAUGGCGGGAGAUUAUGGCCGAGAUCGAGAUAAUUACUACUCCACGUACCUCGUGUCCGUGUAGCUCGUACUAAAGUUGAGUGAUGCUGAAGCUGUGUGUUUCCUGCAGCUUUGUACCGCUAGCCAGCAAGUAGCAGACCUUAGAAUUGAGGAUUUUAUUAACAAUAAAGUGUUUUAAUUACUUAUUACUGAAGGUGAUUAGGUCGUGUGAAUCUCCUUUUAGUACUGCAUUACGUGUAGACGCCUCGCGCGUGUGCAAUGUACUCUAAGCAUAACGAAGAAAAGACGAGGGAAAAGACGGCUGUUUGUAUCUUUUCCUUUUGGGAUUGCUUUGCUUUGGCAAAGAGAGAAAGUAUGAGAGACUACUCUCUAGCCGUUCUUUAUUUCUCCUGUGGUAUGAAUUCUCGAUAAAAUCUAAUGCAAUCUAAUCUGAUCUGAAGUGUUUGAU